Scheffersomyces coipomensis is the source of this 877-nucleotide messenger RNA. RefSeq lists its product as uncharacterized. The record is from RefSeq and is a predicted model, not a curated record. Bases 219 to 806 code for a protein of 195 amino acids. Lineage: Eukaryota; Fungi; Ascomycota; Pichiomycetes; Serinales; Debaryomycetaceae. The transcript has a single exon. Gene Ontology annotation, molecular function: ubiquitin binding.
AAAUCUAACGUUUGCUUCUAUCGUAUUCUAUUUCGUUAUGCUAGUUACCACAAAAAUAAAACCCCGAGCGCUCACCAAAAAAAAAAUCGAAACGACCAAAAAAGGCUAGAAGGUUCUAUCCUGUGAGAUCAAAAUAUCUGAAACUUUUAGCAUUCAUCAACUAAUCCAUCAAUCAGCUAGUCCUUCUUCCAUACCUUAGAUAGAUAGAAUAUACCAUAAUGGACUCAUCAACAAUCAUCUUUAUUGCAACUUUAGCAGUGGCAUUUGUAUUUUUAAGAUGGUUAAUCACCCCUAUACCCAAUUCUCAUGAAUUAGAAAGAUCAGUAAAUCAAUAUCAACAACAUCAAGAACAAGAACCAAUAAGACGUAGAAGACAAGUCACUGAUAGUAUGAUUGAAGUUGUACAAGCUAUUGCUCCUACUUUGACUCGUGAUCAAAUCAUUAUGGAUUUAAAUCAAACUGGAUCUGUCGAACUUACUAUAGAUAGAUAUAUGGAAUUAGGUGGAUUACCAUUACCUCCUUCAUCCAGUGCAAAUACAGCCACCACUACUAGCCCUGUUGCUAAUGAUAGUGCUACCACUACAUCAAAUAAUGUAUCAACUGGGAAUGCAUCAACAACUCAAAAGAAACCUAACAAUGUUAAGAAAUCAUCCAUUAGCUUAUUAGAAAAAUAUAAUAUUGAUCCUGACAGUGCUUCAACAUCAUCAUUCUCAAAUAAAUCAGAUUUAACCUUACAGGAAAGAAAAGUUAAGAUGGUUUUAGAAGCCAGAUCUAGAUAUCAAGAAAGUGUAAAGAAAGAAAUCUAAAAUUAGAGUAGUUUACCAAAAUAGUUGAUGUAUAUAGGAACAGAGUUUAAUAGAAGUUAAUGUAUAACUAU